Molecule: messenger RNA, 1052 nt
Organism: Darwinula stevensoni
Lineage: Eukaryota; Metazoa; Arthropoda; Ostracoda; Podocopida; Darwinulidae
Source: the annotation of a GenBank genome assembly
AUGUGCCCCGACCCUCUCCUGGGGAAGGCGGACUCAUGGUAUGAGGAAGAAAUGGUGUUCUACUUCACGAGUAAUGUUGUUUCACCUCCAGCAACUCUCUUCAUGGGAAGAGAUAAACACGAGAAUGAAGAUUUGAUCAAGUGGGGCUGGCCAGAAGAUGUUUGGUUUCAUGUGGACAAGAUGUCCUCAGCACACGUGUACCUAAGGCUACAGAAAGGACAGACUCUGGACGAUAUUCCACAGACGUUGCUCGAAGAUGCCGGACAACUGGUGAAAGCCAACAGUAUCUCAGGGAACAAGGUGAACAACGUGGAAAUUGUGUACUGUUUUUGGGGAAACCUCAAGAAGACGGCAGCCAUGGACGUGGGGCAGGUCUCGUUCCACAAGGACAAGGAAGUGCGAAAGUUCCAGGUGGACCGGCGAUCCAACGAGAUCGUCAACCGGCUCAACAAGACCAAGACGGAGCGGAACCCGGACCUCAGGGCAGAGAGGGAAGAUCGGGACCGGGAGGAACGGGAGGAGGAGAAGUCUCGGAAAAGGCAGGAGAAACUGCGUGAGAAGGAGGAAGAGAAGAAGCGCGAAGAGGAGGCAAAAGAGAGAAGUUACACGACUCUCAUGACUGAGCAAAACAUGAAAUCUAACAAGGAGGAGGAUUAUGAUUCGGAUGACUUCAUGUAAUUUAUCUGUUGCUUGCAGAUUCUCAGCAAUGAUCUUUUCUGAGCUUAUCUCCACUUUUUUUAUAUUCAUAAAGAAGUUUAUUCAUGCAUGCAAAAUGGUCCUCCUGCUCAGAAUGUUAGCUCACAGGACGAGGAGAAGAAAUUAAAUUUAAAAAAGACAUCUGAGCUAUUGAAAGUGAAAUUUUCAUGGCAUGUCUCUCUGUCCAAAUCUCAACUCUGGUGUAGAACCACUGGCAUUUUAUGAAACAACCACUUCCAGAUUUAUCUGAAAUCAAAAGUUAAAAAAAAAAUUUUGUGGCAUUCAGUGAUACAAAAUUCAAAUUAUUUUGUAUCCUGUUACCAUAUCCCUUUUUGAGAGCAAUAAAAAAAGUUGGU